CCCGCGAUAAAUACGAAUGGAAACGAACGAGAUUGAAGACUGCAUAUGUACUAUUGGAAGAACUAUAACUAUUGACUCCUGCACACACAGAAUGCGACACGUUUUCCGCGUGGUAAAAGGCAAGGCGGUAGCCAAUCAACUGACAACUUUUCCAUAAGAGCGAAGGAUUGAUUGGCUAUCGCUUCUUGUCGUAUGUGUAUGCCUCACGAGAUUACCGGCACCUUAUUCAUGUUCAUUUUUUUCUUUGGUAAAUAUGAGAGUACAUGAAGCACAAUUCUGAUGUAAUCGCUAAACCUGUACAUACACUUGAUGUAUCCUAUCUUUUACGAGUAUCUUUCUGUAUAAUAUACGAGAAACGAUUGUACAACACAUUUUGUUUUGAUUCCAUAACAAGAUGAAGUGGAUGUCAAGUUUGAAUAAUAAUUUAAUACCAAUUUUAAUUGGUAUAUCUCUGACAACUCUGAGUUUGUCCAUAGCAGUUUUGUUAUAUCCUGCCUUAGGAAAGGAUGAUGAUGCAGAGAAUGAUAAUACCAAGAAAUUUAGUAAAAUAAUAAGAUCUGAAAGAAAAGAGAUAAGAUUGAAAGUACCUAAACAAUUUGUAUCUGCUGUAAUUGGUAGAGGUGGUUCCGUGAUCAACAACAUACGAACUAUGACUGGCACGCGUAUUUCAAUGGAUGAUGACAUAGACUGUCUAAAUUGUACGUGUACUAUACAGGGUAACGACAUGGAAAGCAUUCUCCUAGCAGAAUCUUUGAUUAAAAACAUAAUAGACAAUCAGCCCAUCAUAGAGACUUAUGAGUUAUUUGUGCCACAUGAAGCUUGUUGGAGAAUCCUUAAAAAAAAUGUUGUACAGGUGAUAAUAAGGACUACUGGUGUAAAAAUUAUGAUUGAUCAUAGUUACGUAUCUAAAAAUGAGGAGAAAAAAGAAAAGCGGAUAAUACUAAAGGGCACUGCCGAACAAAUAGCUUCAGCUGUUACUGAGAUAGAGGAUUUAAUUCGAGAGGUAAACAAAGUUCAAGCUCAGAUAAAAUGCGAGGUUGCGGCAACUGCAAAAAGGAUGUCUAAAUCUGCACUAUCCCCUCGUAACAAUAAUGUCAAUAACGUUGCAUCCAUUAACGGUUCGGAGCCUUUGGAGAUUCCAUUGCCACAAGACGGCCUAAUAGAAGUGUAUGUAUCUGCAAUGGAAUCUCCUAGUAAAUUUUGGAUUCAUGUGGUUGGUCCUGGAAAUAUUGCUUUGCAGAACUUAGUGUCCGAAAUGACAGAGUAUUACGACAAAGAAGAAAAUCGUGAACUUCAUACUCUGAAAAAGAUAGCACAAGGUCAGAUGGUAGCAGCCAAAUUUGGACACGAUGGGAAAUGGUAUCGUGCGGAAGUAACAGCCGUCAUUACCCCAACAUGUGAAGUCUGGUUUGUGGAUUACGGAGAUAAAGACAUCGUUCCCACGAAGGAUAUAUUGGAACUCCGUACAGACAUGUUGAGUUUGCGACCACAGGCUGUGGAAUGUUCGCUGGCAAAUGUGAAACCGCGAGAAAACGAAUGGGACUUUGAGGCUAUAGAUAAGUUCGCCGAACUUGUUUCGUUAGCGCAGUGGAAAGUCCUUGUCGCUAAAGUUAGCAGCUACAAGGAACGCUCAGGAUCUCGGCGUGAAGGCUCGCCGAUUCCUUGCUUCGAUCUCUAUGAUAAAAAUGACGAGAAGAACAUUAAUAUUGGGGAAACUAUGGUACGUUUGGAAUUGGCUCAAUUCGAAGAAAUCUGUCGUUUUGCGCUGGUUUCUACAUUACUGCCAGAUAAAUGCGAUUUUCCAUCCGCUUCAUCUACACCGUUGACUGAACGUGUCUCAAAGGCGAAACCGGUUUCACCGCUACAGCCUGCAGAAGCGAUUGACACAGCGGAAGAGGUAACAAUGAAACAAAUUGAACAAUCAACUGGAGAAAUGUGCGUAGAAACGCCGAAAGAAAAGGAUGAAAUUAACGACUCCCUAACGACUUCUUAACGAAAGAAAAUAUUAACAUCGGAUGCGAAUGUCGAAUGCGAUACUUCAUGACAGAACAUGAAUAUGUAUUCGAUUAAAUCAUCUUCUAGUUAUAAGAUUUAGUUAUCGAAUCAUCAAACGCAGUUACCAUUUGAAUUUGCAUCGUAAACGAAAUGAAAUUAAGUUCUAUUCUACUUUCCUUUGUUUUAUUUUUUAAAAUGUGGAUUACAUUUCUUUUACUUUUUACACUGUCACUUCUCAUAAAAAGGCUGUUAAUUUGAAAAUGAAAAGGUUCCUUGAGUAUUUGAUACUAAAAACUUUUUAUUUGUUAUAGAAAGUAUAACAUUCUCUAUGUGAAAGUUGCAACUUCUAUCAAAACAAUUUAGAUUUUGCAAAUUUAUUUUUUAUUAAAUAAUCAUAAUAAAACUUUUAUGGUCAAAUCAUUAAAAUGUGAUGAGAAUCCAUAUCGUUUUAAUGAAAGAUGCAUAUGCAAAGGAAGAGUAAAAGGACUUUUUUUUUGGAAAGGGUUUGAUUAUCCCUAUUAAUGUCCUUUUACUUUUUGACGUACUCUCGUAUUAUUUUUGUACUUAUCUUUGGUAUCGUUUAUUUACGUUAACCUUUAUAUUUUCUGUUAAUUGUUAGCUCAUGUUAAAUAAUGUUAACGUGUUUAGCAAAUAAUUUUAACAUAAUGAAUGAUUGAUCAAAUGAUUUUUAGUGAAUGCUUUCCAAAGAUAAAAAUAUUUGGAUUAGGCAAAAAAUUCAAUAAAACGUGCCUUAAGCUUAUAAUUUUCUAUAAUAUAGAUUAAAUAGUAGAAUAAUAGUAUGUAAAUAACAACGAUAGAAAAGUAAUAGUAAAAGAAUGUACAGUGCUGCUCAAAAAUGUCAUAUUUUUAUAAUUAGUUAAGUUUUCAAGUGAGUGAAUAAGUGGUUAGAAAAACUAAGGACAGAAAAAAUUAAGAAAAGAUCUUUUAUAAAGAUCAAUUUAAGACUGUAGAUGGAGAAAUAGAAAUGGUUUACGAAAAAUA
Molecule: messenger RNA, 2997 nt
Organism: Linepithema humile (Argentine ant)
Lineage: Eukaryota; Metazoa; Arthropoda; Insecta; Hymenoptera; Formicidae
Gene: papi
Product: tudor and KH domain containing protein papi
Biological process (GO): piRNA processing; P granule organization; spermatogenesis
Cellular component (GO): P granule
Molecular function (GO): RNA binding
Source: RefSeq, a predicted model, not a curated record